UGUAUUUAUUUAUUUUCUUUUAUUUUUAUUGUACUUACUUUACUUUUUCGUGUCUGGAUCCGACUACAGUUUUUCUGCCCAAUAUCGGGCCACGUCUACACCCUUUGUAUUUGCGAGCCAUAAAUCAUCGAGGGUGCACUGUGAUGGGCAAAGUCUGCAUACUCUCAGGUGAUCCACGUUCUGUAUUUCCCCACAUUCACAAAGUGCGUCGUUAUCUGUCUUGAUGCCCCAUUUAAUGAGGUUCUGUUUUACAGGGGCAACACCUGUGCGUAUGCGAUUGAGUGUCCGCCAGGUUCUCCAGUCCAGGUUCAUUCCAUUAGGUCGUUCUGGAUGUAGGGGGAACAGUUCGGGUGGUUCGGCGCUGACAUUUUGUAAUGAUAGGCUGACGCUCCGACCAAACAUCGACACUCGGAACCGUGCGAUUCUCUCAAAUCGCGCAGGUGCCCCCACUAAGUUCCACCUCUCCGAACCAACGCCGCCAGAGGGAUAUUUAAGAGCAUCGCAAGCAACUAUCCGGCGGUCCUGAACGACCGUUCUGGGCUCCAUAACCAGCCAAGCGAAGUGAGCGAGGCCGGCCAACCUGAAUCGCGACGUGCACCGUUCGUGAGGUGAUUCGUAAACUCAGGCAGGCCAACUCGAGACGAGACGCACGGUGUACCGAAGUGAGACGCCCAUCCGGAGGAGGACUUCGCUGGGACGAGAUAGAAUGUUAAAUUAUUAUUUUGCGUUAAAUUGUUUAUAAUUUAGAGUUAAUAGUUUUGUUUUCAACCUGUGUUUUACUGAGUCUGUCGUCCUGAAAGAACUACCCGUUACAAAUUUGGCGCCCGAGCAAAAGUCGAAAUAUACGCAAGUAAACGUCGUUAUUCAACGCCCAGAUAAUAACAAAAAUGCCGACAGAUAAAGACACAGACUCAGUAUCAGGUGCCACGACGGGUACGUCAUGGAUAAAUCGUCUUUCCAAAGAGGAAUUACAGCGCGACGCCGAAAGGUGCGGAUUGGAUUCCAAAGGAACCGUCGACGAGUUAACGUUAAGACUCAGAACCUUUUAUAAGGAUCGCGGGGAAGCGACAGGAACAAUCCCAAAAAUCAAUAUUUCCAAGGAAGCCGAACCAGACACACUGACCCAAGAAAUUUCAUUAAUUAGAAACCAAUUACAAGACUUAACAAUGACAAAACAAAUGAGGCAAUCAGAUUUGCUAAAUCAAGUGCGGAGGUGGAACACACACUUCGACAAGAAACAUUCGGAUGCAGUAGACUUCAUAGAAAGGAUAGAUGAAUUAAGCCUAGCCUACGAGGUCGAUAAGCAAGAUCUGCUAAAAGCAUUACCAGAAUUGUUAGGAGACCACGCAUUGUUAUGGUACCGAAACAACAACAGACAUUGGGAUUCAUGGACGGACUUCAACAAAGAUUUUAAGAAAGCUUUUUAUCCCAGAGAAUAUUUGCUACAGCUAGAGGAGCAAAUCAGAAACAGGAAGCAAAGGAAAAACGAACCAGUGGAUAGAUACAUCACGGAUAUUCAAACAUUGAUCAGACGAGAGGGAUCUUUUUCAAGAAACCAAGAACUCGACAGGAUAUAUAAAAAUAUGCUGCCAGAAUAUAAGCUCUACGCUCGCCGCCGGGAUUUCGAAGACUUAUCGGGAUUGCAAGAAUUGGCCCAAGAGUACGAAACUUUGGAAGACGAAAGGACCCGAGAAAAUAAAAAUUUUCACGGAAAUUGGAGACGUACAGACCCUACAGAAUACGAUGCCAAAAGGACAUGCUUCCGAUGCAAGAUGACAGGUCACUUCCGUAGGAAUUGUAAAAACCCAUGGAAAAAGUUUUGUUCGCGAUGCGGCAAAGAAGGGGUCUACAGCAGUGACUGCUGUUCCAGACGUCAGGGAAACGAAUAACAGACUGGAGAAACAAGGAGUCGUUCCAGUCUGAGGAGCAAGAUUCGACUCCGCUCGUUCUAGCCGUUACACAACAAGCAAGCAACGACAUGCGACUAUUCGCAUCACUGAAAAUCGGACAAAGUUCCUACAAAGCAUUAAUUGACACAGGGACCACCAAAAAUUACGCCGGAGAUAGAAUAGCGCAGAUAUUCAAACACUCCCUACAUAGCUAUAACGGAAGAACUAGACUAGCAAACGGAUCUUCAAUGGAGCUCAACCAGAAGUUAGCAAUUGACUGCGAGAUCGAUAAUUUACAAACAAGACAAACAUUUAUAAUAAUGCCAGGGUUAACGGAAGAUGCAAUACUAGGAGUGGAAUUCCUCAGGGAACAUUCGAUCGAACUUAAGUUCGAUAGGGAUACAUCCAAACAGUACGAACAACAUCAAGAGGAAACAUGUAACACUUUAAAAGACUCCACUCAAAAUACAGAGAUAGAAAGGUUCCUAAGAAGAGAGCUUAGGGAAUUCGAGAAGUUAACAGGUCCCACCAACUUAAUAAAGCACGAAAUAAAAUUGAAGAAAAGGUGCGAUCCCGUCAAACAGCCGUAUAGGCGGCACAAUCCCGCAAUGUUGCAGAUCAUCAACCAAGAGGUGGAUAAAAUGUUGAAAGAAGGAACUAUCGAACCCUCCGCAAGUGGUUGGAGUUCACCGAUUGUACUAGUUAGAAAAAAAGAUAACUCGUACAGAUUUUGCAUUGACUUUAGAAAAGUCAACGAACUAUCAGAAAAGGACGCGUAUCCGUUACCUCGGAUAUCAGAAAUUUUGGAUAGACUUAAGGAAGCAAAUUUCAU
Messenger RNA from Diabrotica virgifera virgifera (western corn rootworm), 2721 nucleotides. RefSeq lists its product as uncharacterized. The record is from RefSeq and is a predicted model, not a curated record. The coding region runs from base 888 to 1889 and encodes 333 amino acids. Gene Ontology annotation, molecular function: zinc ion binding; nucleic acid binding. Lineage: Eukaryota; Metazoa; Arthropoda; Insecta; Coleoptera; Chrysomelidae. The transcript is spliced from 2 exons.